UUUCAUCAAGGUGUAUAACGAUAAAUACACUGCAUAUUCUCAUUCGUUUAAUAUCAAAAAUAUUACCGGUACUCGACAAUGCUUAAACAAUUCAACAUCUACCGUCUCCAGUGCUGCUACCCCCGCUCCUGCCAGCUCCAAUUCUAUCUCCACUAAUCCCUCCCCUAGUUCUUCCAACUCUCUUCCUAAAGCUGGUCCCAAUAACGCAGUUGCCGCUUCUUCGGCUCCCACAGACUCUAAGCCAGCUGCAAGUGGUAGUUCUGCCAAGAGUACUACUACUGCCAGUGCAUCUAAUUCUAAUUCAAAGACUUCAGACGCCAAUAGUUUUUAUCCAUCGUUUGUUGGAUUAUCGUUAGCCAUCAUUAGUUUUGCUUUAUCAAAUGUGCUCUAA
Molecule: messenger RNA, 391 nt
Organism: Racocetra persica
Lineage: Eukaryota; Fungi; Glomeromycota; Glomeromycetes; Diversisporales; Gigasporaceae
Source: the annotation of a GenBank genome assembly